UCCUUUCCCAUGGAUCUUUGUGCCAGCACCGCUCUUCUCCUGACCAUCUCCUGCUGCCUGUGGAAUACGGAAGCCCGAAAUUUCAACGAUAAGCUCACUGUACCAAAUGGGGGUCCCUGGGGUUCCUGGGGCUCAAGGGAGUUUUGCUCUUACGGCUAUGCUAAUGGCUUCGCCCUAAAGGUAGAAUCAUCUCAAGGGAAACAUGAUGCUACAGCUCUGAAUGGAAUCCGCUUGUACUGUACCAAUGGCAGAACAAUUGAGUCUAGAGUUGGACCGUGGGGUAUCUGGACCGUACCACAGUACUGCCGCUCAGGCUACCUGGUUUCUUUUUCUCUGAGAGUGGAACCACCUGAAGGAAAACGUGAUUAUACAGCAGCUAACAACAUCCAGUUCACCUGCAGUUCAGGUCAAAUCCUGAUGGGCAAUGGCGAGCAGUGGGGUGAUUUUGGCCCAUGGAGCAAACGCUGUCGCUCAAAUGGUGUAUGUGGGAUCCAAACAAAGGUGGAGCCAAAUCAAGGCAGUGGUGAUGACACAGCACUCAAUGAUGUGGUUUUGUACUGCUGUUAAUGGCUGAUA
Messenger RNA from Protobothrops mucrosquamatus (brown spotted pit viper), 576 nucleotides. RefSeq names its product vitelline membrane outer layer protein 1-like. The transcript is spliced from 3 exons. Lineage: Eukaryota; Metazoa; Chordata; Lepidosauria; Squamata; Viperidae. Bases 10 to 567 code for a protein of 185 amino acids. The record is from RefSeq and is a predicted model, not a curated record.